Molecule: messenger RNA, 2346 nt
Organism: Ogataea philodendri
Lineage: Eukaryota; Fungi; Ascomycota; Pichiomycetes; Pichiales; Pichiaceae
Exons: 1
Coding region: 1-2346 (781 amino acids)
Biological process (GO): SCF-dependent proteasomal ubiquitin-dependent protein catabolic process; protein ubiquitination
Cellular component (GO): SCF ubiquitin ligase complex
Molecular function (GO): ubiquitin protein ligase binding
Source: RefSeq, a predicted model, not a curated record
AUGUCGAAUUCAUUUCUAGAUCGAACAUGGAAAGAGAUUGAGCCGGCCAUUCUUGUGAUCCUUGGUGACGAGAAAAACUCAUCUUUGGAUUCCAUGAUGUACACACAGACCUAUACUAAGGUUUACGAUUACUGCACUGCAUCCUCAUCCAGAAGACCAGCCGCUUCCAGCGUCGGAGUGGGGCCUGGCGACGGAUCAGUCCGUUUGGUGGGCGGAGAACUCUAUGCUAAAUUGAAAACCUAUCUCAGAUACUAUCUAGAGAACCUGAAACAGAAAGAGGGCGAGUCUUUCCUCCAAUUUUACAUCCGUGCAUGGGAAAGAUAUCUAAUCGGUUCCACAAGAUUGAAUGACGUCCUUGAUUAUAUCAACAGAUACUGGGUCACCAAGGAAAGAGGAGACGGCCACAGAGAGAUCUAUGACAUUCUGAGUCUGUGUCUUUUAUCGUGGAGAGAUUACAAGUUUCAUACCAACCUACAAAUACUCAUGUCGGAAAUCAUGGAACAGAUUCGGGACCAAAGACUUAACAAGAUUGAAUCUAUUGGAAAUUUAAGUGUGGCUAUCAAGUCAUUUGUGCUAUUAGGAUUUGACGUUAAUGACCUCAAGAAACAGAACUUGUCUGUUUAUAUUAAUGACUUCGAGAAAUCGUUCCUCACGGAGACCUACAACUUUUAUGCUGAAGAGUCCCAAAAUUUCAUCAAAGAGUACGGCGUUGUCAAUUAUCUUGUGAAGGCCGAGCAAAGAAUUGAAGAGGAACUGAAAAGAUUGGAGGAACUCAAUGACCACACAAGAAGACCUCUUAACGAUUGUUUGAACGAAGUUUUAAUCACCAACCAGGCUGACGUCAUUCGCCAGGAAUUGACCCCUCUACUUGAGCAGGCAAGAUACUCCGACAUCAAGAGAAUGCACCAUCUGUUGAAAAGAGUUCCAAUGACCAUCGACCCUCUUCUUCAACAGUUCCAAGCUUACAUCAGACAACAAGGUCUCAACGCUGUGGAGGAGUUGAAACAAGAAUUCGAGGCACAACAAAAGGAACAAGCUGCAUCUAACGAAGAGGAUGGGAAGUCAAAAGCCAAGAAGGGUUCAGUGUUUGAGAUCGAUGCCAAGACUUAUAUUCAGACGCUUUUAAAAGUUUACAGAAAGUUCCAGGCUGUGGUGAAGGAAUCUUUUGAGAAUAACGAGGCAUUUGUGAAGGCAUUGGAUAGCGCAUGUCAAGCUUUCAUCAACACAAACCCAAUUGCAACACCAAAGGACAAGUCAAAGUCGAAGACCCCGGAUUUGCUUGCCAAAUAUGCCGACGAGAUGCUCAGAAAGAAGCCAGAAGACAUGUCUGUCGACGAUCUCAUGACUGUAUUCAAAUUCAUAGAUGACAAGGAGAGCUUUGAGGUCUGGUACAGAAGAUUCUUGUCCAAGAGACUUAUGGGAUCGACCAUGAGUCCUGAGGACGGAGAAAGAGAGGAAUUGAUCAUUGGCAAGCUCAGAGCUGCCAACACCCAAGAAUACACUAAUAAGAUUACAAACAUGUUUAAUGACAUCAGAGUUUCGAGAGAUCUGGGCACUUUGUACAAGGAGACAAUCAUGCAGGAGUCCAAUCCGAAAGAGUACGUUUCUGACCUGGAGCCUCGGAUUCUUGAUUCUGGUGCUUGGCAGUCUAUUUUCAACAAGAGCAACGAGUCGAUUAUUUUGCCUCCAAUGCUUAUCAAUACGCAGGAGAAAUUUGCUUCUAUUUAUCAAUCCAAAUUCCCUGGACGUCAAUUGAGCUGGAUUUGGAACCGGUCGAAGGUGGAGUUGAAGGCCAACAUAUCGAAGCCUGGCAAACCACCAUUUUCGUUCACUGUUACAUUAUUUCAACUGGCUAUUCUGUAUCCAUUCAAUGAGGCCGAUACAUUGACUGGGGCCGAGCUACUUGAGUCCACGGCCGCGCCUGUGGACGUGUUCAAGGCCAACAUUGCGCCAUUAGUGAAGAACAAGCUUUUGAUCCAGAAUCCUCCUGGAGAGGACGCGAUCACGAAACCAAACACUUCGUUUACGAUAGUGAAGGAGUAUACCUCGAAGCGGAUCAAGGUGAAUUUUGCUCUUGGAGUCAAGAUUACGGACUCGAAGAACGAGGAGAAGGACACCAACACGGAGAUCCAGAUGAGACACCACGGUAUUUUGAAGGCAUCGAUUGUGCGGGUGAUGAAAGCUCGGAAGCACUACAAGCACGAGCAGCUAACUAGUGAGGUUUACAAGAUGGUUGAUCGGUUCAAGCCGACCGUUGCGGAUAUCAAGAAAGCCAUUGAGGUGUUGAUCGACGAGCAGUAUCUUGCUCGAGAUGACGACGGUACGGGAUAUGAAUAUUUGUCAUAA